Selaginella moellendorffii is the source of this 2511-nucleotide messenger RNA. RefSeq names its product CO(2)-response secreted protease. The transcript is spliced from 12 exons. Lineage: Eukaryota; Viridiplantae; Streptophyta; Lycopodiopsida; Selaginellales; Selaginellaceae. The record is from RefSeq and is a predicted model, not a curated record. Gene Ontology annotation, biological process: proteolysis. Gene Ontology annotation, molecular function: serine-type endopeptidase activity. The coding region runs from base 1 to 2511 and encodes 836 amino acids.
AUGACAGUGGAUGGGAUGGAAUGUGGGCAUCGCUGGGUGAACCAGAGGAUUCAAGGGUCCAGUCUCCUCGAUCGAUGGCGAUACAUGGCAGCUUUCAUGCAGCACACAGGAGGCGUUGGCUUCCACUGGGAUUUCUCUCCACCAUUUGCCAUCGUCUCGUCGAAUCCAGGCGGAGGAUUUCCAGUCUUGCGGCCACCUCUACCGCCAGGGCCUCCGCCACCGCCUUCUGCUAGUAGUGUCGCUGGUAGUGGCGGUGGUGGUGGUGGUGGUGGUGGUGGUGGAACCGCAGCUGCUAAUUCUUCUUAUGGACAGUGGAAAUGGACGAGACUUAUUGAUCGGCUGGCGGAGUGGCCUUUGCCCGUGGUUGGAGCUUCCGCCCGCGCUUUAGCCUUUAAAAUGGAGCCGCAUGGGGAGAAGAUUUCCCUGGAGCGAUGCUUGGGAUGGAGCGAGUCUUUUUCUCGCUUGCUGCUCUUGCUGUUCUUGCUGCUGCCGCAACCAACGAGCAAGGAAUCGUCGCUGGUUCACAGCUACAAGCACGGUUUCAAUGGCUUCUCCGCCUUCUUGACUGAAGCCGAAGCCGACUCCAUUGCAAAGCUUCCUGGCGUGGUUAAGGUUUUCCGUUCCAAAAAACUCAGUCUCCACACAACACGCUCCUGGGAUUUUCUCGACAGCUUUUCUGGUGGUCCGCACAUUCAAAUCAACUCUAGCUCCGGAUCGGAUGUCAUUGUGGGAGUCCUGGAUACUGGUGUUUGGCCGGAGUCCAAGAGCUUCGACGACGCUGGGAUGGGCCCGGUGCCAAAGAGAUGGAAAGGAGUAUGUGACAAUUCCAAAAUCACCAAUCAUUCACACACGAUCCACUGCAACAAGAAAAUUGUAGGAGCUCGAUCUUAUGGACACUCGGACGUGCGGAGCCGUUAUCAAAACGCUCGGGACCAACAAGGGCAUGGAACUCACACGGCCUCCACCAUCGCUGGAAGCCUGGUAAAAGACGCCACUUUUUUAACAACUCUUGGAAAAGGAGUUGCUCGAGGGGGCCAUCCAUCCGCAAGGCUUGCGAUCUACAGGAUUUGCACGCCAGUAUGUGACGGUGACAACGUUCUCGCAGCAUUCGACGACGCAAUUCACGACGGUGUAGAUAUUGUCUCGUUAUCGCUGGGUUUAGAUGACGGGGAUUCCAUAUCCAUUGGUGCUUUCCAUGCAAUGCAGAAGGGAAUUUUUGUAUCAUGUUCUGCUGGAAAUGGAGGUCCAGGCCUCCAAACCAUCGAGAACUCGGCUCCAUGGAUUUUGACAGUGGGAGCAAGCACUAUCGACAGGAAGUUCUCGGUCGACAUCAACCUUGGAAACUCUAAAACCAUUCAGGUCAAGGGAAAGAUUGUCUUGUGCAAUUACAGUCCGGGCGUUGCAUCAUCCUGGGCCAUCCAGCGACAUCUUAAAGAACUUGGUGCCUCUGGAGUAAUUUUGGCGAUUGAAAAUACGACAGAGGCAGUGUCCUUCCUUGAUCUUGCUGGAGCUGCUGUCACUGGGAGCGCCUUGGACGAGAUUAAUGCCUACCUGAAGAACUCGAGGAAUACUACAGCGACCAUCUCUCCAGCACAUACGAUCAUACAAACCACUCCAGCCCCAAUCAUUGCGGAUUUCUCAUCGAGGGGACCUGAUAUUACCAACGAUGGCAUUCUUAAGCCCGAUCUCGUUGCUCCUGGUGUGGACAUACUGGCUGCAUGGAGUCCCGAGCAGCCCAUCAACUUUUAUGGCAAGCCAAUGUACACCGACUUCAACAUAAUCUCUGGAACUUCCAUGGCGUGUCCUCACGCCAGUGCUGCCGCGGCCUUUGUCAAAUCCAGGCACCCGAGUUGGAGUCCAGCAGCCAUCAAGUCGGCUCUCAUGACAACAGCACGCUUCCUGGACAACACAAAGAGCCCAAUCAAAGACCACAAUGGGGAAGAAGCUUCACCAUUUGUGAUGGGAGCCGGACAGAUUGAUCCAGUCGCAGCUCUUAGUCCUGGCCUGGUCUACGACAUAUCUCCGGAUGAGUACACGAAGUUUUUAUGCACGAUGAACUACACAAGGGAUCAGCUGGAGCUCAUGACUGGAAAGAACUUAUCUUGUGCACCCCUGGACUCCUACUUGGAGUUGAACUAUCCAUCCAUCGCGGUUCCCUUCGCUCAGUUUGGCGGGCCAAAUUCCACCAAAGCGGUGGUGAACAGGAAAGUUACCAACGUUGGAGCUGGCAAGUCGGUCUACAACAUUUCAGUAGAAGCUCCGGCGGGAGUGACUGUCGCGGUGUUUCCUCCACAGCUCAGGUUUAAAUCCGUGUUCCAGGUUCUAAGUUUCCAGAUCCAAUUCACAGUUGAUUCAUCCAAGUUCCCACAAACGGUGCCAUGGGGCUAUGGAACACUGACAUGGAAGAGUGAGAAGCACUCGGUGCUGGCAGAGGCGCUGAGAGGAGGCACUGAGCAAAGACAGAUUUCUGUCGUGAAUACGACAGAGUGCUUGGAUGCAGAGGGAGAGUGA